UCGGGCAGGUGCGCAUGCGCAAACGGCUCAGGUCCCGGAGAAAAGCCGAGGCCGCCAUGUUGGCUCCGUCACCACGUGAAGACUCCUGAUCCAAACGCCAGGGAAGUUUCAGGGAAGCAGUUCUACUAGAACCUGGUCCUGUGCGAGAGGAUUGUUUACGGCCCGGCUCCGGCUCUAAUUAGUGUUCACAGCACACAGUGAGAGCAGUGACAGCAGCAGCCAUGCCCUCAGGAACACUGCCGCCCAAAGAGAACGCGCUCUUUAAGAGAAUACUGAGAUGCUACGAGCACAAGCAAUACAGAAACGGCCUGAAGUUCUGCAAGCAGAUCCUGUCCAAUCCCAAGUUUGCCGAGCAUGGAGAGACACUGGCGAUGAAGGGACUGACUCUGAACUGUCUGGGAAGAAAAGAAGAAGCGUACGAUCUUGUCAGAAAAGGUCUGCGCAACGACCUGAAGAGUCACGUCUGCUGGCAUGUGUACGGUUUGCUGCAGCGCUCUGAUAAGAAAUACGACGAAGCUAUUAAGUGCUACAGGAACGCUCUGAAAUGGGACAAAGACAACCUGCAGAUCCUGCGAGAUCUCUCGCUGCUGCAGAUUCAGAUGAGGGACCUAGAGGGAUACAGGGAGACGAGGUACCAUCUGCUGCAGUUGCGUCCGGCUCAGAGAGCGUCGUGGAUUGGAUACGCCAUCGCCUAUCACCUGCUGCAGGACUAUGAGAUGGCGGCCAAAAUCGUAGAGGAGUUUCGCAAAACCCAGCAGACGUCCCCAGAUAAGGUGGACUACGAGUACAGCGAGCUGUUGUUGUACCAGAAUCAAGUGCUGCGAGAGGCGGGGCUUUUUAAAGAGGCCCUCGAGCACCUGAUCAGUUACGAGAAACAGAUCUGCGACAAACUGGCGGUGGAGGAGACCAGAGGUGAGCUGCUGCUAAAGCUAGAUCGAGCCAGUGAAGCCACAGAGGUGUAUCGACAUCUGCAGGAAAGAAACCCUGAGAACUGGAGCUACUACCAGGGACUAGAGAGAGCACUGAAACCAGGGAGCGUGGAGGAGAAGCAGCAGAUCUAUGACGACGUCUGGGUGAAGUUCCCUAAAGGUUUAGUGCCCAGACGGCUGCCGCUCAACUUCCUUACAGGAGAGAAGUUCAGGGAGUGUCUGGAUCAUUACCUGAGGGUGAACCUCAGUAAAGGAUGUCCUCCUCUCUUCACUACGCUCAAAUCUCUCUAUCACGACAAGGAGAAGGUGUCUGUCAUCGAGCAGAUGGUGGUGAGCUACGAGGCCAGUUUGAGGAGCUGCAGGAUGUUCAGCCAAAACGAUGAUGAGGGAAAAACGGAGCCUCCCACCACCCUGCUGUGGGUGCAGUAUUUCCUCGCCCAGCAUUUCGAUCAUAUCGGGCAACACACAGUCGCCCUGGAGUACAUCAACACGGCCAUCGAUAGCACGCCGACGCUGAUCGAGCUUUUCCUCAUCAAGGCCAAGAUCUACAAGCAUGCCGGAAACAUUCAGGAAGCCGCACGCUGGAUGGAUGAGGCCCAGGCGCUUGACACUGCAGAUCGCUUCAUCAACUCCAAAUGCGCCAAAUACCUCCUGAAGGCAGGGAUGAUCAAAGAGGCAGAGGAGAUGUGCUCCAAAUUUACCCGGGAAGGCACGUCGGCGGUGGAGAACCUGAAUGAGAUGCAGUGCAUGUGGUUUCAGACCGAAUGUGCUCUGGCGUACCAGGCCAUGAACAAAUACGGAGAGGCGCUCAAGAAGUGCCAUGAAAUCGAGCGACACUUCGUAGAGAUAACAGACGACCAGUUUGACUUUCACACGUACUGCAUGAGGAAGAUGACGUUACGAUCCUACGUGGCUCUGCUCAAGCUGGAGGACGUGCUGCGCAUGCACCCAUUCUACUUCAAAGCCGCACAAACCGCAAUUCAGAUCUACCUCGGUCUCCAUGACAACCCGCUAUGUGAUGACAGCAAGGAGUCGCAGGCAGACAACAUCAGCUUGACUGAUAAGGAGAUGAAGAAACUGCGGAACAAACAGAGAAGAGCGCAGAAGAAAGCCCAGCUGGAGGAGGAGAAGAAGAACGCGGAGAAGGAGAAACAACUGAAAAAUCAGAAGAAGAAGAAGGAGGAGGAUGAGGAGGAGAUUGGAGGACCAAAAGAGGAGCUCAUUCCCGAGAAACUGGCGAAGAUUGAAAAUCCCCUGGAGGAGGCGGUAAAGUUCCUGAUCCCCUUGAAGAACCUGGUGAAGAACAGAAUCGAGACGCACCUCCUAGCCUUCGAAAUCUACUUCCGCAAAGAAAAAUACCUGCUGAUGCUGCAGUCGGUGAAGAGAGCACACGCUUUAGACCCCGACCACCCCUGGCUUCACCAGUGCCUCAUCCGGUUCUUCAAAGGAGUGGCUGAUGGGAAGAGUCUGCCUCAGCCCGUACACACCGUUCUGAAGCAGGAGAUCACGCGUCUUUUCGGAGAAAGUGACCCCAAGUCCUACAACAAGAACUUCCUGAGCAAGCACUCCAGCUCCAUACCUCACAGAGUAGCAGGCGCGAAGAUGAUGGUGUAUCUGGAUCCCUCGUCUGAGAGCACAGCUGCCGAGUUGGCCACAUCACUGGAUCGGUCUCUCACCGGCAGAACCAUAAAGACGUGCACGGACGUCUUGCAGGCCUUAAAGGAUGGCAGCUUGGGCUCAGAGCAGCAAAAGGUUCUGGAGUCGUACCGCGCCUCCUGCCAUGCCCUCUACCCUUAUUGCUUGGCGUUCAUGCCGCCAGGUUACCACGACAACGCCUCCAUCACCACCAACGGAGACGUGUCAUCCGGCGACCACGAAGACGUGACCAAUGAAAUAUAAGACGUUUAAGUGGGGGGUGGGAAGGGUGGGGGGGGUAAAGUGUGUGUUUGGAUUUGAAUAUGCCUGAGAUGUGUGACUCUACUGUAGAAACCGGACCAGACUGUCUGUCUGUUUUUACGUUAGAUUUCUCUUUGCUUUCUUUCUUUCUUUCUUUCAUUCUUUGUUUUAUCAUAAUCGUAGCUAACGACUACUCGAACCUGUACCAGAGAGAACGGAGCGUAGAUGAGGACGGCGCGGAUGAACCGCGCGUCCGAUGCGUGCAGCUGCUUCUUAUGUUUUUAAGAGUAAUUUAUAUAAAGAACAAUCGACAAGGAGCGCUUCUCGAGUCAGUGUGCCAAAUGAGAGGGGCGGAGCUUAUGACAGGGUGUGAAUAAAGGGAGGGGGGGGUCAGCGGCAGGGGUGAUACAGCUGCUAAGGAGAGACUGAUAGUUGUUUUUUUUUUUCACUUUGUCUGCUUUUGCUCUUCUUCUAUCGUCUUCCGAAUUUGUUAGAAGUCCUGGCUUUUUGCUAGUUAACUACUAUUACCCAUACAAAUCCACUUUCCCUCUCUCAAAUUAUUAUUAUUAUUUUUUUUUUUUAACAAUUGGUUUUGAAAUCUGAUGCCGUAUUUUCCAGGACAAGAACCUCUCCAUCCUACCGCUGUCUAAACUCUGGGUUAUUGUUGUUUGAGAGACACACACAAAUAAAAACCAACUGAAUUUCAAAUGAUAUGACGAGAAAAUUAAUACACAGUCAGGUGCAGAACACCUUGCACACGCUUUGGACAAAAUAAAGAAGAGAUUUAUUUAAAAA
This is a messenger RNA of Clarias gariepinus (North African catfish), 3620 nucleotides long. It is a transcript of the gene naa15a, whose product is annotated as N-alpha-acetyltransferase 15, NatA auxiliary subunit a. The record is from RefSeq and is a predicted model, not a curated record. Gene Ontology annotation, cellular component: NatA complex; cytoplasm. The coding region runs from base 222 to 2828 and encodes 868 amino acids. Gene Ontology annotation, molecular function: protein-N-terminal amino-acid acetyltransferase activity; protein binding. The transcript has 20 exons. Gene Ontology annotation, biological process: N-terminal peptidyl-methionine acetylation. NCBI's taxonomy places the organism in Eukaryota, Metazoa, Chordata, Actinopteri, Siluriformes, Clariidae.